UAGGUUGUCCUCCCCCGUCUGGCAUGACUGUCCAUCAACAAGACAACUUUAAACGGAGACUUCCAGCUUUCGCCACCUGAGCAUUCAAAAAGCCCCGCGGGUCGAUGUCCAAAGACAGCCGCCAUGACGGCCGACGGCGCUGCGCCGGGCAGCACCGCCUCGGCCCCCGGGUUAGCCAAGGUGGCGACGGGAGGGAGAGGUCCGGCAGCAACAGCCCCGGCUCCUCGCAUGGAGGAGGCAAGAGCAGGAAUACACCCACCUCCGCGAUGAAGGCGUCUUUCCAGCGCUCCAACAGCCAUGACAAAGUACGGAAGAUAGUUGCUGAAGAGGGCCGUGCUGCUCGAAACCUCAUCGCCUGGAGUGUUCCUGUGGAGAACAAAGAGGAGGAAGCAAAGUCCAAAAACAACUCCAGUGGCAGUUCCAGGGUUCAGAGGAUCAACUCUGGUCAACGAAGGAAUAAAAAACAGAAUGCUGGUGUGGAGGGUAAAGGUCCAGCCGGUGCCUUGUUGGACAAGGUGGCAGAAAAGAGUCCCAUCAAAGCCAGACAGCCGCGCAAGGUGGACCUGCGAGCGCGCUACUGGGCGUUCCUCUUCGACAACCUGCGCCGAGCAGUGGACGAGAUUUACGUCACCUGUGAAUCUGAUCAGAGUGUCGUGGAAUGCAAGGAGGUUUUGAUGAUGUUGAACAACUACGUUCGGGAUUUCAAAGCUCUGAUUGACUGGAUCCAGCUUCAGGAGAAGUUGGAGAAAACAGACGCCCAGAACAGGCCCACGUCUUUAGCAUGGGAAGUGCGUAAGAUGUCUCCGGGACGUCAUGUGAUGCCAAACUCCUCUGCAGACAGGAUGGUUCCUUCUGCAGGUGUACGUCGUAACCUCAACUUUGGCGGUCCUCCACCAUCAAUGGCUGCAGCCCGGUUCUCCCACACAGGCCUCAGCUGGGCAGACCGAGUGAAGUGCGUCCCCAUCUCCAGUCAAAUGAACUCAUCUCAAGUAGAAAAACCGGGUAAAAAGGAUGCUGAGGGCUGGGAGACGGUCCAGCGAGGACGCACAACCAGGCCCCGCUCUUCUGCCAUGGUUGCCAUGGUCAGUCCUGUCUUGGCUCACGUCCCCCCAAAACAGGACAGCGACAAGGAAGACCAGCCCCAUCUGCCGCCGCAGCAAGAGCAGAAGCUCCAACCUCACUGUCCCUUGGAAAAGGACUCGACUAAGACGGACAUUGAGCAGCUAGACCCCGUGGAUCCUGACCCCCAGGGGAGCGGAGGAGGUCCGGAGAACGGGCACACGAUGGAGCCCCCAGCAGAGCGUGUACAAGACUUGGGGCAAUGUGUCGACGCACCCUGUGAGGACGCGCCUCCCUCCAUAGCAGCACAUACCCCUUCCCAUGCCCCAGAGCCCACCCUGUCCUCAGCCGCAGUCCCACCAACAGACCUUACCUUAUCAGUCCCGGUCCCGGUCCCUUCCCCAGAUCCACCCCAGACGAACGGGCUCGAUGCGCUGUUGGUCUUACGGGACAGCGCGGCUGAGGAGGGUGCGUCACGGGGCAUGGCCACAUCUGCUCCCGGACAGGCCGAGACUCCCAUGGCAGCGGUGAAACUGGAGAGUGUGCUGGACCCCACAGAGCUUUCCACUCCCCAGUCCAUGGCCGAGGUACUAGCUAAGAAAGAGGAGCUUGCUGACCGACUGGAAAAGGCCAACGAGGAGGCCAUCGCCAGCGCCAUCGCUGAGGAAGAGCAGCUGACCAGAGAGAUUCUGGCAGAGAACAAUGACCUGGACACUGACAACGAAAGCGACUUCUCUACUAGCAUUGGCAACGGAGGCAUUGGAGUCAAUAUUGACUGGACCGACAUGUUGGCAGAUUAUGAAGCUCGGGAGCCAUGGCGUCAGAGUACCUCAUGGGGGGAGAUAGUAGAAGAGGAACCUGCUCGGCCUCCCGGACACGGGAUCCACAUGCAUGAGAAACUCUCCUCACCAUCGCGCAAAAGAACGAUUGCAGAGUCGAAGAAGAAACAUGAGGAGAAACAGCUGAAGGCGCAGCAGCUGAGGGACAAACUCCGGGAGGAAAAGACGCUCAAGCUGCAGAAGCUCUUGGAGAGGGAGAGGGAGGUGAUGAAGUGGAAGGAGGAGCUGUUGGAGCAACGUCGGAAGAUGAUGGACGAAAAGCUGUUGCAUGCCGACUUAAAACGAGAGCUGCAGCUCCAGGCAAUUGUAAAGAAGGCCCAAGAAGAAGAGGCCAAGGUGAAUGAAAUUGCUUUCAUCAACACUCUUGAAGCCCAAAACAAGAGGCACGAUGCCCUGGCCAAGUUAAAUGAGUAUGAGCAACGGCUGAAUGAGCUGCAGGAGGACAGGCAGAGGAGACAGGAGGAGAAGCAGGCCAGAGAUGAGGCUGUGCAGGAGCGUAAACGAGUCCUUGAGGCAGACCGGCAGGCGAGAGUGGGAGAGCUGAUGAUGCGGAGGAAGGAGCAGCAGGCUCGUAUUGAACAGCAGAGGCAGGAAAAAGAGAAAGCUAGAGAAGAUGCAGCAAGGGAAAGGGCCAGAGACCGAGAGCAGCGUAUGGCUUCGCUUAGUGCUGCUCAACAGGAGGCCAUGGAGGAGCUACAGAAGAAAAUUCAGAUGAAGCACGAUGAGAGCAGCCGUAGGCACAUGGAGCAAAUAGAGCAGAGGAAGGAGAAGGCUGCUGAGCUCAGCAGUGGUCGACAUGCAAACACAGACUACGCCCCCAAACUGACACCAUACGAGCGCAAGAAACAGUGCUCCCUGUGUUGCGUUGUGAUCGCCUCGGAGGUGCACCUGUUCAGCCACACCAAGGGCAAGACGCACCAACAGGCUGUGCGAGACAGUAGCAGCAUCCAGGGACGGGAGCUCUCUGACGAGGAAGUGGAGCAUCUCUCUUUGAAAAAAUACAUUGUGGACAUAGUGACGGACUGCUUGGUUUCAUCUGAGAACAUGAAGUACGUAGAAGAAAGGCAGAAGGCGCGGAAGAAGGCGAAGAAGCUCCGUGCCAGGAUGAACUCCAGGGCAAAGGAAUAUGAGACGUCAAUGGAGGCAAAGACACAGAUCCCUGAAUCCCCGUACAAGGCCAAGUUGCAGCGCCUGGUGAAAGACCUGCUGAAGCAGCUUCAGGGCCAAGACAGUGGCCAGUGGGCCAACAACAAAGUGUCUGGUCUGGACAGAACUCUUGGAGAGGUCUCUCGCAUCUUAGAGAAACAGAACAAUGCGGACCAAGUUGCCUUCCAAGUGGGCGGCGGCCUGUCGGCUCUGGAACAAAUUCUGCAUGUCAUCACUGCUGCUUCCACACCCACUGCAGUUCCUCGUAUUCCUCUCAAAUCUCUCUGUGCUGCUGUAAAUACCUACUACCUGGCCUGUGCCUGUUGCCCCACCAACUGCUCCUAUGUGCUGUUCAGCAACAAGAUCGCACUUCUCAUGGACCUGCUGCUGCAUCAGCUCACACUCCAUGUCCCAGAUGAGGACAAAUCCAUUUUCGGACGCAGUGUGAACAAACAGGUCUUUGAGGGUUUGACGACAGGCCUGCUACAGACCAUUGCUACCAUCCUUGGCUCCCUGUGGCCGCAUCUCUCCGAGUCUGGACAAGGCGAAACCACAUGGAUUUCCUCCCCGGAUGCCAAAGUCAAGUCUCCCACAGAGUCCUUCAACACUCGCUCACAAGACCUCAUCAGCUACGUAGUAAACAUGGGUCUGAUUGACAAGCUGUACGGGUGCUUCCUGUCGAUCCAGGGUCCUGUCGACGAGCACCCCAAGAUGUCUGCUUUCCUCCAGCAGGCGUCGGCUCUGCUGCACAGCAUGUGUAAGCUGCGUUUCGUCGUAACAGCACGUGCUCCAACUAUAUUUGACAACAAACGUCAGGACCCGACCGGACUGACGGCCUUGUUGCAGUCCACAGACCUGGUGGGAGUGGUGCACACGCUGUAUUGUAUCCUCCUGCACAGCUUCUCACCAGAGUCUGCUUCCCAGAGUCAGGAGCCCUACGGCCCAGGGGUCAUCCAGGUGGCUUUGCAAGGCAUCCGCUUCCUCAACAGUUUUGCCCUGCUUGACCUAUCUGCCUUCCAGUCUGUUCUGGGAGCUGAGGGCCUGUCUCUGGCUUUCCGGCACAUUGUCAGCUCCUUGCUCUGGUACUGCUCCCAGCAUUCCUCUGAAGAGCUUCUGCAUGAAGUCAUCACCUGUGUGGGAUACUUCACCGUCAACCAUCCUGACAACCAGGUGAUAGUGCAGUCUGGCUGCCAGCCCAGCGUGCUGCAGAAACUGUGUCAGCUGCCCUUCCAGUACUUCAGCCACCCGCGCCUCAUCAAAGUGCUCUUCCCCUCCCUCAUCUCGGCCUGCUACAACAACCCUCAGAACAAGGUCAUCCUGCAGCAGGACAUGAGCUGUGUGCUGCUGGCUACGUUCAUUCAGGAUUGUGCUGCAAAUGAAAAUGUGUCCGACAACAAGACAAAGCCAGCAGUGUCCCAGCUGCUGGAUUACUGUGAGUUGUCUAACCGCUUUCCACAAGAUCAGUGGGACUCGGCGCUGCAGUUCUUCCUGAAGAAGCAGGAGGAGUGAGGACCACUGUGUUCGCACAGUGUAAAUACUACAAGAGAGACUGAGAUCACAACGUGGUUGAAUUUUCUUUCUCUGACUUAGAUGUUCUUAUAUGUUCUUCAGUCGGUGACAAAUACUAAGAUGUGAAGUCUUUUCCCAUGUCGGUCCAUCUGUUUCUGUUCUGUACUUUGAAGUCAGAUUGAUAUGUAAAAGGAAUUUGCACAAGAUGUCUUAUUUGUAUUAUGCGAUUAAAAAACACACACGAGUUUUCCAUGUAACCUUUAAACGAACGAGUUUCUAAAAGCCUCCGCGCUGGCGAAAUUAUGUUUAAGUAAGGAGACGUACCAAGUUUUCAUUGAGAAGAUUUUCUUUGGGUUUUUUAAGGAUUUGUGUUGAAAACGCAGGAUUACGUCAAUUUAGUUUUCUGUCCGUGAUAAGUGUCCCAGCUGCUGGAUUACUGUGAGUUGUCCAACCGCUUUCCACAGGAUCAGUGGGACUGGACGCUGCAGUUCUUCCUCAAGAAGCAGGAGGAGUGAUGACCACUGUCCUCAGUGUGGACACGCACAGUGUAAACACUACGAAAAAGACUGAGAUGUGGAUGUGUUUGAAUUUUAGUUUUCUGACUCUGAGUCUACACAUGGGGGGUAAAUUAUAUGUUCUUCAGACUGACAAAUACUAAGAUUGUGAAGUCUUCUUUCAUGUCGGUUGUUUUUAUUUCUUUGAAGUCGGAUUGAUUUGUAAGAGGAAUUUGCACAAAAUGUCUUGUUUGUAUUUAGCGAUUAAAACACAAGUUUUCCAUGUAACUUCUAAACGAACGUGUUUUUUAUGCCUCGGCGACAGCCAGUGGUCGGAGGCCUUUUGUUUUCAGGUUGUCCGUCCCAUGCCCAUGAACGGGAUAUCUCAACAAUGCUUUGAGGGAAUGUCUUCAAAUUUAGUUCAAACAUUCACUGAAUCUCAAAGAUUAACAGAUAAAAUUGUGAUGGUCAAGGUCACAGUGACAGUUCGUGUUCCCACUGUUAAAACAGUGUUGACACCUCUGAACGUGGUCUGGCGUGAUUGGACCGUUAUCUGAUCAGAGUGCGUUCACUCCAAACACGGAAACCAAAUGUUAAUAUCAGGUGUCUACAGGGUCAUAGACUCAAAGAUGAGCUGGUUAGAUUUUGGUGGCCGAAGGUUCAAAGGUCAAGGUCACGCAGACAUUGGCGGGGGAGGGGUGUGCAUCCCCUUGCAAAGCUUACAGGCUCCUAUUCGUCACUAGUGCGUGCAACAUGAAAGCAUCAGUAGAGCUUCACGAUGGCUGUGGAUCAGGAGGGACAGUAAACUGUGGGCUGAUGGUUCUUGGACACAGGCCGGGAACUAAUCACUCCCGGCCGGGUCACCUGGGCGAGGGUGUCUGACGUUGAAAGACCCGAUGACCCCAGGUACCGUCACUGACGAUGUGUUCAAGUGCGUCACAAGAUGUAUGUUAAUACCGUGUGAAUUUAUUGUGUUUGUCUCAGUUUUUUAAUGUGAAUGAGCAGAAUGUUUUCUUUUGUCAGGUUUAAGUUGCAUGACCUGAUAUACAUUGUGUUCUGUUCAGAGUCACCGAAAAGUAAUAUAAUAUUUUGAGUUAUUUACAUUUCUGUAUAAAAUACUAUACUGAUGUUUAUGUAUUCUGGUUUCCUCAUUUUUAUU
Limanda limanda (common dab) is the source of this 6206-nucleotide messenger RNA. RefSeq names its product S-phase cyclin A-associated protein in the ER (gene scaper). Lineage: Eukaryota; Metazoa; Chordata; Actinopteri; Pleuronectiformes; Pleuronectidae. The record is from RefSeq and is a predicted model, not a curated record. The transcript has 31 exons. The coding region runs from base 105 to 4553 and encodes 1482 amino acids.